AGUAUCAUUCAAGUUAAUAUUUUGUAAAAAAUUGAAUAAAUUUCUAAAAUUCAUUGUAUAUACGUCGUGCUGCGUGAUGAAGAUGUCUUAAUUAGUCUUCCUAUACAUACACCCCUAUGUUCGGUAUAGUAACCAAUAGCAACCCUUAGAAUACAAAGAUAAUAUCGUAGUACGGAAUUGUAGUUUUAUAAAUAAAACUUUAUUAACGUUAAAUAAACAUUUCAUCCGUGAUAAAUGAAUACAUUAAAUACGAAAAAAUAUUCAAUAACUAUCAUAGUGCAGUAUAUAAUAUUACUAUUUGAUAUUCUAGUUAAUUCGUUUGCUAAUUUCUCACAACAAAAUCCAAUUAAUUUAUUAAUUCUUUACAUGGUUCAAGAUAUUUGUCUCAUUGCAACUCUAACAAUUUUGUUAGUUAAUUUCUUUUCAACCUACAUUUUUCAGAUAGGAUUAAUACAGUUAUUGUACACAAAAUUUCGUAUAACAUUAAUAUUAUGUAUUUUAUACAUGAUAUUAAGUAUUAGUCUUCAUAUAUGGGACAUUAAAGUACAUUGGUCAUCACCUUUCAAAUACCAUUGGACAAAAGACUUCCAUGUUCUUUAUUCAGUGCACAAAGGAGUUGCAGUUUUAUAUUACUAUUUCUAUAAAAGAGCAUCCCUUAGAAUCGCAGAUCCUAGGUUCUAUGAAAGUUCCACAUGGAUUCAAAAUCAAUUCAGUCUUUCAUAGUUAAUCUUUGAGAUAAAUAACAAUUAUUUUCAGAAAUGUAAAAUAAAGAAGAUACAUGCUUCUUAUAGUUUUAUGUAAAUUUUGU
Messenger RNA from Megachile rotundata (alfalfa leafcutting bee), 808 nucleotides. RefSeq names its product transmembrane protein 138. Lineage: Eukaryota; Metazoa; Arthropoda; Insecta; Hymenoptera; Megachilidae. Gene Ontology annotation, cellular component: cilium. The record is from RefSeq and is a predicted model, not a curated record.